Molecule: messenger RNA, 1506 nt
Organism: Pipistrellus kuhlii (Kuhl's pipistrelle)
Lineage: Eukaryota; Metazoa; Chordata; Mammalia; Chiroptera; Vespertilionidae
Product: neural Wiskott-Aldrich syndrome protein-like
Exons: 5
Coding region: 1-1185 (394 amino acids)
Source: RefSeq, a predicted model, not a curated record
AUGACAUAUGCCCAUUCAAGACACUACAAACAGGACUGCGAGGUGAAGCACAGACAGAAAGCAGUGGUUGCGAGGCUGAAGAACGAAGUGGAGGAGCCAGAAAAGUACCGAAAACAAGCCAACGGACCAAGGUCUAGCCUUGCUCCCGCUGAUAACUUCGCUGACGGGCACCAGAUUUCAAACAGCAGCAAACGCUCCAACAAUCAAAAUCAAAAACAAAAAUCAAAGACAAAACAAAAACGGAAAGUAAGGAAAGGUGAGUGCCUGCCCCAGCCCUCACAUCCCGUCCCGGCCCCAACCCCCACGGCUCCCCGGGCCGGAUCCGCUCGCUUCCAAAUCAAAACAACAGAAAGUCACGGGGCGGAUCCGAAAAGGCCCCGGCGGAGGGCCCGCGGGGGUGCGGGGUCCGAGUCCCGGGGUCUGUGUGUCCCGAAGCGGGUCACUCAGAGGCCACCGCCCCGGACCCCACAGCCCCUCCGACACCCCGAUCCCCUCCGGACACUCUCCCCGCACCUCCCGGCCGCCGACCUCCCCGCCUCCCCCGCCCCGGCUCCGCCGCCGCCGCCGCGCACGGCACCGGGCGCCCGGGACACGCCGACCCGCGCGGCCGAGCCCCCGGGAGGAGCGGCGUUACCUGCGGCGGAGGCGGCCGGUCCGGCCCGCCGCCGCGGCGUGCAGGCUCCGGCACCAGGACCCCGCGAGCUCCGCGGCAGCCGCCCGCCGCCGCCGCCGCCAACCCCGCCGCCAACGCCGCCGCGCGGAGGGGCGGCGCCCGGACCUGCCGCGGAGGAAGCCAGUCCGCCCGGGACUCCCGAGCCGCGUCCCCGAGACCUGGGCAUGCGCCGCCGACGGCCACUCGGCGGUGAGGGCGCCGAUGUCAACAAGGCCCGGGGACGCCCCAUCCCGGCCACGCCCCCUCGGCGCUCGCCACGCCCCCUCAGACCCCAAACAACGCGAGGCCUUGCGAGGGGGGUCUGGGGCUGGCAGCGCGGUCUCGGGGAACAGAUCUCGCGAGAGCAGGGGCAGCCUCGCGGGUUCCGGAAGUGCGGAGCUCCCGGCGGAGUGGUCCGCGGGGGCGGCGGCGGCGGCGGCGGCGGCGGCGCGGCGGGGACGGAGGAGGUCGCCCUCCCGCGGUGGGGCAGUGGCUUGGAUGUAAUCCACCUGGGUCAUCUCUCUCCAUGGUGAUGUGUACAUGAUGGAAGGUGCGAUACCCUUUGGACCAUUCUCUCAACCCCUUGAGAUUGUGCUUCCUGGCAGUGGUCCACCGUUUGGCUCGAAGAAACUCACAGAAAUUCUUCCCAGCUUGGAAUGUUUCUCAGGACCAAGUACUGUUCUUGUGUGGAAGUAGUUGAGUAGCAAAAAAGCCAUCGACUAUGUAUCUUCCAGUGACACAUCCCAUGAGGCCACCCCAUCUCCACCUUCUGACCGUUUAUGAUUAUGCCUCCAUUUAGCAUCUUUCAUGCAUGAUUUACUUCUGGUGAGUGCGUGUCUCCUAAUUUGUAAUCC